AUGCGCCGGCGCCGCUGCCACGCCCCCCCCCUCCUCCUCCACCGACCGCCAUGGCUCGACAAGCUCAUCGGCCGCGUCCCCCCUCGACUCCGCAUCCUCCCGCUCCCGGCCGUCCUGCUCAUCAGCCUCCUCGGCCUCGCCAACCUCGUGAUCUGGGCCGCCGUCCUCGCCCUCGUGCGGCUGCUGCCGCCGCGCCGGUCCCGCGCCGGGCUCAUCUCCCCAGCGCUGCUCUCCUACACCCUGGGGCUGCGGCACGCGCUGGACGCCGACCACAUCGCGGCCAUCGACCUGAUGACGCGCCGGCUGGUGGCGGCCGGGGCGCGGCCCGUGACGGUCGGGACGUGGUUCAGCCUGGGGCACGCGACCGUCGUGGUCGGCACGUGCGUGGCGGUUGCGGCGACCAGCGGCGCGCUGGAGGGGCGCUUCGAGCGCUUCCGCAGCGUGGGUGGCGUGAUUGGGACGGGGGUCAGUGCUGCGGUGCUGAUCUUGCUGGGGGUGGGCAACGGGUGGAUCUUGGUGAGGCUGGUACAGCGCUUGCGGGCGGUGUUGAAGGAGGAGGUGGAUGGCGAUCGGGCGGCGGCUGCGGAGGAGGAGGGCGCUGCUGCUGCGGCGGCGGCGGUGGGUGGACCGGAUCUGGACGGAGGGGGUGUGCUGAUCAGGCUGUUCAAGAGGGUCUUGAGGUUCGUGGAUCGGCCGUGGAAGAUGUAUCCGCUGGGGGUCCUGUUCGGCUUGGGCUUUGACACGAGUUCCGAGAUUGCGGUCCUGGGCAUUGCGAGUCUGCACGGGGCGCAAGGGACCAGCAUCUGGCUGAUUCUGAUCUUUCCCGUCCUGUUCACGGCCGGUAUGUGUCUCGUGGACACGACCGAUGGAGCUCUCAUGAUGACGCUCUACACCUCUACUUCUCUCGCCCGGGACACGGUUGCCAUCCUCUACUACUCCAUCGUUCUCUCGGCCAUCACCGUCCUGGUGGCCAUUACCAUUGGCACGAUCCAGCUCCUGUCCCUGAUUGCGAACUUCUCGAGCGGAUCGUUCUGGGACGGUGUUGAAGCGGUAGGAGACUACUACGACAUCAUUGGCGGUGCCAUAUGCGGCGCCUUUGCAGUCUUUGGUGCGGCCUCCGUUCUGCUGUAUAAGCCUUGGCGGCGUCGAGUAGGCCGCCAGCCCAGUAGUGGUGCGGUGGAAUCGGUAGAGUUACAGGACGUCGAUGGUAAGGGGGACGAGAAGGCUCUAGCCAAGGUGUCAUCCCGGGAGCUCGAGUAG
Molecule: messenger RNA, 1260 nt
Organism: Drepanopeziza brunnea f. sp. 'multigermtubi' MB_m1
Lineage: Eukaryota; Fungi; Ascomycota; Leotiomycetes; Helotiales; Drepanopezizaceae
Biological process (GO): nickel cation transmembrane transport
Cellular component (GO): plasma membrane
Molecular function (GO): nickel cation transmembrane transporter activity
Source: RefSeq, a predicted model, not a curated record